This is a messenger RNA of Anoplopoma fimbria (sablefish), 1566 nucleotides long. It is a transcript of the gene c1qbp, whose product is annotated as complement component 1, q subcomponent binding protein. The record is from RefSeq and is a predicted model, not a curated record. Gene Ontology annotation, cellular component: mitochondrial matrix. The transcript is spliced from 6 exons. The coding region runs from base 117 to 983 and encodes 288 amino acids. Gene Ontology annotation, biological process: cytosolic ribosome assembly. Lineage: Eukaryota; Metazoa; Chordata; Actinopteri; Perciformes; Anoplopomatidae.
UUAAGAAAGGUCAAUGCGUCCUUCCACACGUGUGUUCUGUGAGCUUCCACAGGCAGUGACGGGGAGCUAGCCGGCCGGUGUGUGCUGUCAGGACGUGUUUAUUCGUAUUUACAGUCAUGUUAAAGUCCUUAGUCCGAGCGGUGGGAGCCGCUGUCCGCGUCUCUUCAGCCUCCACGUCCACAGGCCGAGCUCUGCCGCUCAGCUGCCCGACUCUGUGCACCCCAAGCUCGGCAACAACUCGGCCCUUCACCCGGUCUCUCUGGAUGCUGAAUAGCAAAGGAGCCUCGUCGGGGUACAGGCCCAAACUGUUCAGCUCAAAGGUGUUGAAUCCCUCGGUGUCUUGUGGAUGUGGAGGACUGCACACAGAAGGCGACAAAGCAUUUGGCUCUUUCCUGUCCGAUGAAAUCAAAGAAGAGAUGAAAAUCCAGAAAACUAAAAACCUCCCUAAGAUGUCUGGAGGAUGGGAGCUGGAGAUGAACGGCACGGAGGCCAAACUCACGAGGAAUGUUGCUGGAGAAAAAAUCACUGUCACAUUCAAUGUCAACAACAGCAUUCCUCCUAACUUUGAGGAAGAGGCAGAGCAAGGACAGCAGAAAUCAGCAGAUGAAGAGGCAGAUAUUGUGUCAACACCCAACUUUGUUGUUGAAGUAACAAAACAGGCUUCAAAACAUUCCCUUGUGUUUGACUGCCAUUUCCCCGAAGACGAGAUGAGUCACGGUGAAGGAGAGGAGGAGAGCGACAUCUUUGCCAUCCGCGAGGUCAGCUUCCAGCCGGAGGGAGACACAGACUGGAAGGAGACCAGCUACACGCUCAACACAGACUCUCUGGACUGGGCCCUGUACGACCACCUGAUGGACUUCCUGGCUGACCGAGGGGUCGACAACACCUUUGCCGACGAGCUGAUGGAGCUGAGCACCGCCGCCGAGCACCAAGAGUACAUCAAGUUCCUGGAAGACCUCCAAGGCUUUGUCAAAUGUAACUAAUGUUAAAUAGAAGCUAAAACUAACUUUUCUUCAAUGCACAUCCCGGCAAAGUUGGAGGUGUGCUAAUCCAGUGAUGUUGCGAGAGACUGAUGAUCACUUGCUUUAUUGUAUGUGACAUGUUGCCAGCAGUUGUCACAUUUGGCUACAAAUGUGUUCUCUGUAUUAAAAUGUUACUUUAUAUUCUGUAAGUUAAAUGAGUUUAAAUUAAAUAUACAAAGUUCGUAAAUUAUGCAGGUCAUGACUGUCCAUCCUUGUUCCCGUCUUAACUGGAGCAGUUCGAUAUGCUCCAGUCAGUACUUUUGAAUAUCCUAGAGCCAAUAAAGGGACUUUUUGGUCAAGGUGUAAACUCAACAAAACUCCAUAAAAUGAAAAGGUUUACAGAAUCAAUCAUCACUUAAACGUGUGUGACAACAUCUGGUUUUACACCUUCAGUCUGCCUUUAGCUGGCUUUGUAAGGAAGUUCAUGUUGACUAAUGUUGAUUUGACUCUGUCAGACUGUAAAAUGUGAAGUCUAAAUAUGAAUGGCAUGAAAGUAUGUCUUCCGAGUAUGUAAGAACAGUGUCCAAUAAAAGUUUGAUAAUAA